AGGGACAGGGUAUAAUAGCAGAGAGGAGAUCCAGAGGGAGGAGUCGUUCUGAAGCUGAUAUACUGGACCAAUUCCCAAGGAGGCUCAGUGGGAGCCUGAGCUAGAAGGACAAAGGCCAUGGGUGUCCAAGUAUCUGUAGUCAUUCCAAACUGGUGGUGCCGGUGGGCUCUGCCCUGGGCCAUGCUGCUGCUUCUCUUAGGUUCUGAGUUCCUGGAAGAAGUAGAGAGUGAAGAUGAAAAACCUACAAUGAGCUACUUACUUGCAACUGUGGAGUAUGCCAUACACAUAUUCAACCUGCAGAGCAACGAUACAAAUGCCUACAGGCUGGUGCGCAUCUUAAAGCCCAGGAGAGAGCAGUUCAAGGAGGACAGCACAUUGGCAUUCUCUUUUGAGCUUCAGCUUAGAAGAACAAGAUGUGGGAAAUUUGAUGAAGACAUUGACAACUGUCCCUUUCAAGCAAGUUCAGAGAAGAACAAUAUCAUCACCUGCUUUUUCACCAUCGCCAGUGAGCCCUGGUUAACACUGUUUGAACUCUGGAAUAAGACCUGCUUGGAUGGCUUCCACAAAUGAGACUCCAGCCCAUCUGGCUCUGGCUGCUCUCCUCUGGGACACCAGUGUUGUCCUGUGGGUGGCCUUUCAGUGGUUGAGUAGGUCCAAGUUUUGUUCUCUUUAUUUGUAAAUAUCUGGUAUCUCCUAUUGGGGCAUUGUGAAAAUUCCUCAUUACUUCAUAUAGAAAAAUCAUUAAACAUUAGCAUUCCAAGAA
Molecule: messenger RNA, 763 nt
Organism: Herpailurus yagouaroundi (jaguarundi)
Lineage: Eukaryota; Metazoa; Chordata; Mammalia; Carnivora; Felidae
Product: cystatin-9-like
Exons: 3
Coding region: 118-570 (150 amino acids)
Biological process (GO): antimicrobial humoral response
Molecular function (GO): cysteine-type endopeptidase inhibitor activity
Source: RefSeq, a predicted model, not a curated record